UAGGUGGGCGAAGGUGGUCGGCAGCCGCGGGCCAGCUCCUCCGGCUCCUCCGUAGCCGCGCCGCUCGCGGCCGGCAGGGUUCGCUCUCCGCGGAACCUGUCCUGUUCCCGGCCGGCCAGCGCCUGCGCCUGCGCGGGGCUUCCGCCGCUCGGAAAAGGGAGAGAGCUGUCCCACUGCUGCGCGCGGGGACUAAGAUGGCAGCGGCGGCCCGGCUGGGCUGGGGAGCUGCGGCUGCUGCUGCGGGGCUGCGUAGGCGAUUCUGUCCUAUGAUGAAUCCAUACACCGUUAAGAAACAGCUUCUGCAUCAUUUUGUACAAAGACCACUUUUCCAACUGCCUGCAACCUUAUGUAACACAGUGAGACACAUGUUUAUUCAAACACAAGAUACCCCCAAUCCCAACAGUUUAAAGUUUAUUCCAGGAAAACCAGUUCUUGAGACAAGGACCAUGGAUUUUCCCACACCAGCUGCAGCAUUUCGCUCCCCUCUGGCUAGGCAGUUAUUUAGAAUUGAAGGAGUAAAAAGUGUCUUUUUUGGACCAGAUUUCAUCACUGUUACAAAGGAAAGUGAAGAGUUAGACUGGAAUUUACUGAAACCAGAUAUUUAUGCAACAAUCAUGGAUUUCUUUGCUUCUGGCUUACCCUUAGUUACUGAGGAAACAUCUUCAGGAGAAGCAGGAUCUGAAGAAGAUGAUGAAGUUGUGGCAAUGAUUAAGGAAUUGUUAGAUACUAGAAUACGGCCAACCGUUCAGGAAGAUGGAGGAGACGUUAUCUAUAAAGGCUUUGAAGAUGGCAUUGUACAGCUGAAACUCCAAGGUUCUUGCACCAGCUGCCCCAGUUCAAUCAUUACUCUGAAAAAUGGAAUUCAGAACAUGCUGCAGUUUUAUAUUCCAGAAGUAGAGGGUGUAGAACAGGUUAUGGAUGAUGAAUCAGAUGAAAAAGAAGCAAACUCACCUUAAAAUAAUUAGAAUUUUCUUUGGGCCCAGCAGUUGGACUUAUUGAUAAUAUAUACCAAGCUUUUAUUGUUAAUCUGCUAAGGAACUUGAGGAUUAAUAAAAUAUGCCCCCUUUUCAGAGACUGAUACAUAAAUAUUGCAAUGUUUGCUUUACCUCAUAUGAGUUAUUUAUAACAUCCUGAAUCAUCUUCUGUACACGUGGAUUUUAUCCAGGGAUAUUUUAAUGUUUGUUCUUUAUUUCUCAUGGUUCCUUCUUUGCAUAAUAUGUGAAGCCGUUCAUUUUCCCUCAUUUAAUUUAUUUACUUUUUUUUUUAUACAGAAGUAAGUAAGGAGAAUGCUUAUAAAAAUACUCUAAAAUGGCUUAGAUUUUUGUGAAAUAUUUGAAACUAUCUUUACUGGAUUUUUAUCUUGUUAAAAAAAAUACUAAACAAU
Molecule: messenger RNA, 1384 nt
Organism: Odobenus rosmarus divergens (Pacific walrus)
Lineage: Eukaryota; Metazoa; Chordata; Mammalia; Carnivora; Odobenidae
Gene: NFU1
Product: NFU1 iron-sulfur cluster scaffold homolog (S. cerevisiae)
Exons: 8
Coding region: 195-956 (253 amino acids)
Biological process (GO): iron-sulfur cluster assembly
Cellular component (GO): mitochondrion
Molecular function (GO): iron ion binding; iron-sulfur cluster binding
Source: RefSeq, a predicted model, not a curated record